Olea europaea var. sylvestris is the source of this 1521-nucleotide messenger RNA. RefSeq names its product exocyst complex component EXO70H1-like. Gene Ontology annotation, cellular component: exocyst. Lineage: Eukaryota; Viridiplantae; Streptophyta; Magnoliopsida; Lamiales; Oleaceae. Gene Ontology annotation, biological process: exocytosis. The coding region runs from base 229 to 1521 and encodes 430 amino acids. Gene Ontology annotation, molecular function: phosphatidylinositol-4,5-bisphosphate binding. The transcript has 2 exons. The record is from RefSeq and is a predicted model, not a curated record.
AUCCAACGUCAACACAUACGUGGAUUCCUCGUUCCCAUUAUGGUACUCUCGAAAGUCUGACUCCGACAGCUCAACCCUCUAAAGCUAGAUUUCAACUCCGGCCUUAUCCCUCCAUCUUCUCUAUAUAUAUAUCAUUAACACUCAUGAAACUGCAUUAAUUUCUUUCCCCACAAACCAAAGAAAAAACCUACCUUUAACUCUUCAUAAAUUCAUCAUAUUUUACCAGAAAUGCCGAGAAAAGGGAUGAGAAGUUUGUUGUUUUCACCAAAAAUGUCUACUCCUUCUUCCCCCGUAUCUUAUUUUCCUUCGCCAUCGCGAUUUGGAUUCUCGCCGUCUAGGCCGAGUUUUUCCGAGUCAGUGAUGAAUCGUACUCUGGAAAUGGGUGAGCCUAUAAUCAUGAAAUGGAACCCAGAAUCUACCACAUUUGCCAAGGUUACUUCUCUAUUUUACGAUAAUCGCAAGGAAGCAAUAGAUUUCAUCAAGUGGGUGAGAAAUCUACAAAAGGCUAUGAAACUUUUCAUCACGGGAAACUCCAACUCAGAAAAAUUAGUCCGUGCGCAAAAUUUGAUGCAGAUUGCCAUGAAAAGACUCCAGAAGGAGUUUUAUCAGAUAUUGUCCAUGAAUCGAGCUCAUUUGGAUCCUGAAUCCGUUUCCACACGGUCCUCUAUUACCUCGGUUCGGUCUAGCGUAUCAGAUUUUUAUGAUGAGGAAGACGACGAUGAUGAUAUCAGGAUUGUGAAUGAGUGUAUAACAGAAGUAGAAGACGCCUCUAGUAUUGCAAUGGCAGAUUUAAAAUUAAUUGCAGAUUGUAUGAUUUCUUGUGGAUAUGCCAAAGAAUGUUUGAAAAUAUACACAAUUAUCCGAAAAUCGAUAGUUGAUGAAGGUAUUUUCAAGCUUGGUGUGGUAAAAUUAAGUGCUUCGCAGGUUCAUAAAAUGGAUUGGAAUGCUCUGGAAUUGAGAAUCAAUCAUUGGCUCAAUGCAGUGAGAACUGCAGUAAAGACUCUCUUCGCUGGAGAAAGAAUCCUCUGUGAUCAUGUGUUUGCUUCUUCAGAUUCGAUCAGAGAGUCUUGUUUUAACGAAAUUACAAAAGAAGGAGCCAUGAUUUUGUUCGGAUUUCCAGAAAAUGUGGCCAAAAACAGCAAAAAAUCAUCGGAUAAAGUGUACCGUAUUCUGGAAAUGUACACCGGUAUAUCCGAUCGCUGGCCAGAAAUCGAUUCCAUAUUCUCCUUCAGUUCAACGGCCAUCAUCAAAUCUCAGGCUCUGACGUCACUCGUCAGGCUCGGCGAGUAUGUACGGACCGCAUUGUAUGUCUUUGAAUCGGAUAUCGUAAAGGAUACUUCUAAAUCUCUAGUAGCUGGUGCCGGAAUUCAUAAUCUGACGAUCGACGUGAUGAAUUAUUUGUCGGUUCUAUCGGAUUAUAGCAAUAUUCUCUCCGAUAUACUAGCUGAUUCACCACCGGCCGCUGAUAGGACAUCGUUUGGGUAUGUCAAAAAUCGUGUGAAGGUUGUGAUUGACCAAUAA